UCUUCCUCCUCCUCCUCUUCCGCUACUGCAGCAGUAAAACCCGGUGUCUCCUGCAUCCAUGAAGAGAUCCCCCCUCCACGGCACCUCCCCCGCCACGAUGGGCCGCGAGCAAUUAACUGCGUUGAUGUGUUGAUAUUGAGAUAUUUCAGUUAUCAAAUAUGAAUCAUGCAUUUGAUAUUUCUGGCCACUUUGCUCGUCAGCAUCCUUUUGCCUUGGCUUCAUCCAUCUCUAGCUUCACUCGAGGUUCAAGGAGUAGAGGACAAGGUUGAGAGGGACGCAGUGUCGGCUCUGCUGAAGCAACAGGCAACUGCAGCACCCACCACAGACAACACAACACACCAUGCAGUAGAGCAUGUGAUCACCUACCCCUCUCGGUUGAUCUACUACCUAAACGAGGACUCUGAGAGUACCUACCAUGACCUGAACACCCAUGCUAAGAACCAAGCUUCAGAGGGCCAGGCAGUCCACCUAGCCCAAGUUAGUUUCCAGUUAGAGGCAUUUGGCUCCAGAUUUGUUCUAGAUCUGUCUCUUAACAAUGACUUGCUGUCUUCAGAUUAUGUUGAGAUCCACUAUGAAGGAGAGAAACCUGUUAUAUCAAAGGGCGGUGAGCACUGUUACUACCACGGCCAGGUGAGAGGGAACGAUAACUCCCACGCAGCCUUAUCUACCUGUAACGGUUUGCAUGGGAUGUUUGACGAUGGAGUCCAUGUGUAUCUAAUUGAGCCCUUACAACAGAAUCAUUCAAGUGAUACAGCUGCUAGGCCUCACAAACUAAGAAGAGCAGCCUCUUCUUUGUGGGAUGAUGAUUCAGUGGAGCAGGAGGAAGAGGAGGAGCAGCUCUUCUCCGAGCUGGAUGAACUGUCCUGGCUGAGGCGCAGGAAAAAGCGAGCAAUGCCUCGCAGCGUAUUUGAGGAGAUGAAGUAUUUAGAAGUCAUGAUUGUCAGUGACCACAGUAUGUUUAAACGACACAGGAACAAGCAGCACACGAGGAACUUUGCCAAGUCAGUAGUUAAUCUUGUGGAUAGUAUCUUCAAAGAGCAACUCCAUACACGUGUGGUGCUUGUUGCUGUGGAGAUUUGGACAGACAGGGAUCACAUCCCCAUAAGUGUGAAGCCGCUGGAACUGCUGCGUGAUUUCUCCAAGUACCGGCAGCAAAGCAUCAAGCACCAUGCCGAUUCUGUGCAGCUACUCUCAAACGCCACCUUCCACUACCGCAGAAGCAGCACUGCGUACUUUGGAGGCAUGUGUUCUGUGAGCCGUGGAGUAGGCGUCAAUGAGUACGGCACCACCUCGUCCAUGGUAGUGUCUCUUUCCCAGAGCCUGGCACAGAACUUGGGCAUCCAGUGGGAUCCGGCAUCCAAGAGAAAGGAAUGCGGCUGUACUAGCCAGUGGGCUGGCUGCAUAAUGGAGGAUACUGGAGUCCAACACCCACAAAAAUUCUCCAAAUGCAGCAUCUCAGACUACAAGGAGUUCCUCCUGAAAGGUGGAGGUUCUUGUUUGUUCAACAGGCCAACCAAGCUGUUCGAGGCAGCAAAUUGUGGGAAUGGAUUUGUAGAACUGGGAGAGGAGUGCGACUGCGGACUGAGAACAGACUGCCAAAAGGAAUGCUGCAAGAAGUGCUCCCUCGCCAAUGGGGCACACUGCAGCGAUGGACCAUGCUGCAAUAAAACAUGCUUGUUCUACCCACGAGGUUACAGCUGCCGCUAUGCUGUGAACGACUGUGACAUCUCAGAGACCUGCUCUGGGGACUCGGGACAGUGCCCGCCAAACCUUCAUAAACAAGAUGGUUACAUCUGCCAGGUAAACCAGGGUCGCUGUUACAGUGGAGAGUGUAAGACCAGAGAGAACCAGUGUAAAUACAUCUGGGGAUCAAAGGCUGGAGGCUCGGAGAAGUUCUGCUAUGAGAAGCUGAACACGGAGGGGACAGAGAAGGGCAACUGUGGAAAAGAUGGAGAAAAAUGGAUCCAGUGUAGCAAACAUGACGUGUUCUGUGGUUUCCUUUUGUGUACCAAUGUCGGGCGUGUCCCUCGCAUUGGGAGCAUGAAAGGAGACAGUACCCCCACCUCCUUCAACCACCAAGGGAACGUCAUACAGUGCACGGGUGCCCACGUCCUUUUGGAUGAUGAAACUGAUUUAGGCUACGUGGAGGAUGGGACUCCCUGUGGGCCGUCAAUGAUGUGCCUUGACCGCAAGUGUCUGCCCAUCCAGUCACUUAACAUGAGCACCUGCCCCAUUGGACCUAACGGACAUGUGUGCUCGGGCCAUGGGGUAUGCAACAAUGAAGCCACAUGCACCUGUGACACCACCUGGGCCGGGACAGACUGUAGCAUGCCUGACCCGCCUAAAGAGCCCGAUGUCACUCCAGAAGAAGAACCCAAGGGUCCUAGUGCCACCAAUCUAAUAAUAGGCUCCAUCGCCGGAGCCAUCCUUGUGGCUGCCAUAGUGCUGGGGGGGACUGGAUGGGGCUUUAAAAAUGUGAAGAAACGGCGGUAUGACCCCAAUGCCACAGCCAUUUAACCCAAGGAGAAGAUGGCAAUCACACAGGGACUGCUCCAAGGCUUCCUUAGUUGGCUACCUGACAGCUGGACUGCACUUACUGCUGCUGAUUCUUUGGCAUUAGAUUUACUUGAAAAAGACAUAGUGGACAUUUUAACAAAUUUCCAUCGUAGUGACAUUAUAAAUGCAGCCUUUUUCAACUACACCUCACCCACGCCCCUCCACCCUGAUCUCCAGAGUGACAGAGCUCCUCUUUCCAUCCUUUAGUGCCAGUGCACAGGCGUUCAGGCGGAAUCCACACCACUCUCUCACCUGGCAUGAAUAAAAUCGAAACAAAACCUGCUGCUUGCUGGCCCGCCCGACCCCCACCCAACCCGCCCGCGCCCGGCAUGAAGAGCCUUCUCUGCGGGGCUCUGCAUGGCUACCAAAGCUAUGAAUAUACUGCAAAAAUAAAAAAGAAGAAAAAAGAAAACACAGAAAGAGGAGAAAAAAAGCGCAGGAGAGAGCCUCAUUAAAAACCAAACCCAGUGACAAGCCUGUUGAAGCUCCUGUUGAAGCAGAACUUCAUGUGAGGACCUAUAAGGGCAAUGCAGGCCAUGUAGUGAAUGCGCACACACACACAUACACACAUGCACACACCACUGUACAUAUUUAAGGAGUUCAGGGUUGGAAUUGACAGCAUAUUUUCCAAGGACAUCAAAUGCUUUUGUUUUUUAUCUUAACAUCUUGUAUAGCGGGUGUUUUUGGUAAUGUUAUUAAAAUAAAAAACAAACAAACUGAGACUAGGAUUUGGGCCAAAAUGGUUAGAGAAGAAAAUCUAAAGUCAGAUUUGAGGACAGAGAGAGAAAGCUGUGGUGUCGAGGAGAAGCGCGUCAUUUCCGGAGAGAUUCAGACUGUGAUCCGAUUUAGCCCCCUGUUUUUGAAGUAUCUUCAACACUGACUCAAAAGCCAAAGAACCAAUCACCCGAACAUGUGGAUGUUGUUGCACACGGAGCACUUUCCCCUCUGUCUGCAGCCAGUGGUGCCUCUCAUGCUGAGGGCAUGAAGUCUGUCCAUGCAGGCGCUCACGUGUCCGGCCAGGUCUCACUUAACAGUCCUCAUCAACACCCACUAUACUGGCUUAAGCCUUUUUGCUCUCAUAAACUCUUAGUAGAAAUCAAGUUCAGCUCUACAGGUAAUGCUGCAUGCAAAUCACUAUAGUGGGCUUAUAAUUCUAUAUGGGAGUCCCCAAAAUCUGCAAGGAAAAUAUGCUACAAAAGAUAGGUGCAUGUCAACAAUAAAAAACAUUUAACUUUUAUUUACUAUGCAAAGAAAGAUAUUGCACAAAAGUAUGGGUAAUAGUGAUAUCGGUGUAGACAUGGUUUUACAAAAGGAAAAAAAAAAACAACCUCUGCUAAUCAGCUAAUCUUUUGUAUUUGGCCACUCCUAUGUCUCCUUUCAUUUCGCUUCAGUGUACUCAACCUGUGGAUGGACAAGUAAAGAAAUCAUCAAAAUAACUGAAUUAGUAUUUCAGAGGAUAAGAGAGAGAGCACCCUUUUACAUUUAUGGAACUGAAAAUCAUUUUUGUGUGUUUUUCAUCCAGACAGAUAUUUUUAAUCACACACACACACACACAUACACACUUAUACACACACACACACACUCUGUAUGGUGCCUGUACAUAUCGAGGCCUGAACAGUUUCCUUGUGCAGGGCUAUCAUUUCCAGUCCAGCUGAUUGUUGGUGUAUUCCAGGUGCUGCCAUAGCACUGGCAUCGUUGUAAUCCUCCAUGUUAAUCAUUGUCUGGUGUCCCUCUCUCACUGCAUUAUGUACAGUUGGACUGAUUAAUAAACUACGGACAAAUUUUA
Messenger RNA from Haplochromis burtoni (Burton's mouthbrooder), 4342 nucleotides. RefSeq names its product disintegrin and metalloproteinase domain-containing protein 23 (gene adam23b). Gene Ontology annotation, biological process: proteolysis. The transcript is spliced from 26 exons. Gene Ontology annotation, molecular function: metalloendopeptidase activity. Gene Ontology annotation, cellular component: presynaptic membrane. Lineage: Eukaryota; Metazoa; Chordata; Actinopteri; Cichliformes; Cichlidae. The coding region runs from base 166 to 2517 and encodes 783 amino acids. The record is from RefSeq and is a predicted model, not a curated record.